Messenger RNA from Schistocerca serialis cubense, 811 nucleotides. RefSeq names its product MAGE-like protein 2. Bases 44 to 673 code for a protein of 209 amino acids. NCBI's taxonomy places the organism in Eukaryota, Metazoa, Arthropoda, Insecta, Orthoptera, Acrididae. The transcript is spliced from 4 exons. The record is from RefSeq and is a predicted model, not a curated record.
UCCCGCCUGCAGCGAGCAACUCAGCCCAACUCAGCCAGCCGACAUGAGGACUCACGUGCUGUACAACUCCGUGCUGAUGACGGCGUUGGUCCUGUCGCUGGUGCCGGCCAGCUGCCUGUCUCAGGAGUCCGGUCCGGUUCCAGAGUACGACCUGCACGUGGAGUUCGAGCCGGUGGAGGUCCACCACGUGGUCAAGAAGCGAGGCGUCAUUCACGACGGCGGCCAGGGCGUUGGGCUGGACGGCGCUGCGUACGGCGGCGGAUACGGCGGCGGAUACGGUGCUGGAUAUGCGGCCGGUGCAGUCCCCAUCUCGGAGCACGUGGAGGUGGAGCGGCCGGUGGCGGUGCCGGUGGUGAAGCAGGUGGAGGUGAGGGUCCCCCAGCCGGUGCCCGUGGCCGUCCCCCACCCGGUGGCGGUGGCCGUGCCCCAGCCCUACCCCGUGCCCGUGGAGGUGCCGCAGCCCAUCGCGGUGCCCGUCGUGCGCACCGUGGCCAUCCCCGUGGAGAGGCCGGUGGCGGUCCCCGUGGAGCGCCCCGUGCCGGUCCCCGUGGAGCGGCCCUACCCCGUCCACAUCGAGAAGCACGUGCCGGUGCCCGUGCCCCGGCCGUACGCCGUCACCAUCCCCGUCGUCAAGCACAUCCACCACUACGUCAAGCACGGCGGCUGGCACUGAGCACACCAGGUCACUUCAAAGAGGUCCGACUGACUGACAUUCGCCACAUCUGCGCCUCUGCACCCCAUCCGUCGCACAGCCAUCUCUCAGGGAAUACUCCUCCCAUCAUCUUGUUAUCAAUCGUUAUGUUUGUGUACA